Messenger RNA from Cladocopium goreaui, 3720 nucleotides. NCBI's taxonomy places the organism in Eukaryota, Dinophyceae, Suessiales, Symbiodiniaceae. The record is from the annotation of a GenBank genome assembly.
AUGGUUGUAGAAUACAAAGGGUUCAGAGAGCGUUGGCAAAGCAGUGCCGCUGCCGCUGGCGCCCCAGUUUUGCAUGCAGAUGUUUCAGAACUUUCCCCAUCGAGUUGUCAACAAUCGAACAAUGGCUGGGAACCUGUGGGUGAUGUUGAUUCUUUAGACCUUUUUGAAUUGCCAAUGGAUGACUGUGAUGAUGCUGCCGCUACAGAAGGGGGAUCAGCUCCUGAAGAUUCAGACCGUCGGGUGCCCAUUUUUAUGCGUCCGACACCCAAGUCAGUAGCUUCACCUUCAAACAAAUUGUCAUCGGUUAGCAUGUCCAUCAAGCUAACUGCAGAUGAAAUGGCAUCAAAACAGGUUCACAAGGUCAUCGCUGACAUUAAACAACCAUGGCAGAUGGGUCCUUUGGCUGGUUUGUUUUCGAAGUUCAAGACGAUGGUUCUGCUGGACUUGGACUGCACGCGUUUAGGCUCGACCACCCCAUCGCAACUGGUGGAAGCGUUGAUGUUUGCUGACAACUUGUUGGGCUUCACUCAGGAAUCUCAUGCAGAAAGCUGGAAUCAUUUCUUGAAUUCCUGGUCCGAGAGCGCUCACUGCUGGGUGGAUUCAAGGAUGUCAACUGCUGAAGCGACGGGCUGGUUGCGUGAGCUUCUUGAACCGCAUGUUGGGCCUGAGCGUGCGGUCAAGUUGACAGUGCAUGGCCUCAAGGCCACCUUACUUAGUUGGGCGGCCAAGAGUACAAUUUUCACGGCAGACGAGCAACUUGCUUUGGGUCAUCAUGUGCACUCCUUGUAUCGGUCCUCUAUGAUCUAUUCGAGGGACAAUCAAAUCAAGUUGUGCCACAAGCUGAACCAGAUGUUUGCCAAGAUCAGAAAUGGACAAUUUGACCCGGACGCGACAAGAGUGAAUCGGCUUUUCCAGCUGGCUUACAAUGCAAUUUUGGAGAAUGAAAGUGCUGAUGACAGCAGUGAAUCAUCAUCAGACUCGGAUGCGUCCUCAAUUGCAUCGUCGGAUGGUGAGCAUGACAGUGUAUCACAGAAGCCUCAUUUCAAAAGGCUUGAUGCUGACAACAUGGAGGCCGAUCUGUGCCUGAUCAAUACCAAUUCACAGGUGAUUCAUCUGCUUGUUUCCGAGGAUGAGAAGUUUUGGUGUGGUAGACACCCAUCAGCCUCUUUUAGAAAGGCAUCGCGUGAAGAUCUGAAUGCGACAGAGGUUGACACAGCACUUGCUUUGGACAACACAGGUGGCCUUAGACUCAGCAAAAAGCAAAGGCUGGACGAUGUGAACGUUACUGGUGAGCACAAGUUGCGUCAAGCCUUCCUCAGGAGAUCUUUAGCAUAUGAUCUGUCGGGCAUCGCUUCAUUCUCUGUUUUGGACCUGUGGACUCAAAAGCUGUUUGAGAAAAUGAAUGAGGCACCACUUGCCAGCUAUAGGCACAUCAGCGUUGAGCAGGCCAUCAAUGCAGACAAGGCGCUUUGGGUAAAGGUUUCAAAUGAUACGCGCGGCAGCUUGCAGCCGAAGACUGGUGCAGACAAACCAGUUGACGUCUCCUUUACGAAGUUUGCGGAGCACCCUGAAGUUCUCCAACAUUUGAAUCCUUUGCAGAGUCUUGGAGGAUACAAGAACGAUCAACAUCAGCCGUCUUCAUCAACGGGCAAGGGCAAAGGCUUCCAGCAAUCUGAUGGAAAAGGCGUCUGGGCUUUCAAGUUUAUCCGAUUGAUCAUGCUGCAAAUCGCCAUGCUGCCAAGUUGCAUUUUGCAGCGGGCUAACUCAAUGGGCGUUGAGCCUAAAGUGCGACAGCGGCUCAAAGACUUGUUGAAACUGAAAAUGGUUGAUGAGCUGAGAACAGAAGAGGGUGAAUUGAAAGCCUCAAUGCACCCCGACGUGAGAAAAUGUGUUCAGACAAAGAACAUCAUUCUUUUUGAACGCCUCUUGUCGAACCUGGAAUAUUGGGACCUGAAUGUGGUGAACCUUUUGAAAUUUGGGGUUCCCCUUGUGGGGCUUCAAGCUGCGCCAAAUGGUUACUUGAAACACUUGGUUCCAGCUAGCAUGACUGAGGGCGAGCUCUGCGAGUCGGCCAGGUGGCGCCGCCAGGCCAUCAUGAUGAGCGCACGAAGUCUUGGCGUUCCUGAGGAAGAAGCUUUGGUAGAAGCCACCGCGUCUGAAGUCAGCAGAGGUUUCUUGCAGGGGCCAUAUACUGAGGACGAAAUGACAGUGCUCAUGGGCUCAGAUGACUGGACCCUCAAUCCUAGGUUCGUUCUUUUCCAAGGAUCAAACAACAAAGUGCGUGUCAUUGACGAUGCCAAGCAAGGUUCUGUCAAUGCAGCCUACUCAUCCACCAUUAAGUUGCAGUUGCAGGACGUAGAUUAUGCAGCGUCCAUGGCAGUUGAAAUCAUUCGUGCAUCCUCUCAGCUGGAUGCGCAGUCUUUGGAAUGGUUGGGUAAGACUUUUGACUUGAGCAAGGCUUACAAACAACUUGCAGUGCUGCCAGAACAUCAAGUGCAUGCGGUGGUUGGUUUCCCCGUGAAGGGGGUUUGGCGUUUUUACAAGAGCAUUUCACUUCCCUUUGGAUGCACUGGUAGUGUCUAUGGUUUCGUUCGAGUAUCACAAGCCAUAUGGUUCAUUGUUUCGAAAACCCUUCACUGCAUCACCUCUCACUACUUCGAUGACUUCCCUACGAUAGAGCGUACCGAAGGGUGCAAGGUGUUAACACUUGCUUUCAGCGCGAUAUUGGAUCUUCUUGGAUGGGAACAUGCAAAAGAGGGCGACAAGGCCCUGGGAUUUGCGGCAGCGUUUGAUCUUUUGGGGGUCACCUUUGACCUUUGCAGUGUGCCUCGAGGGGUUCUCAAAAUAAUGAACAAGGAGUCCCGCAUUGACAAGAUUUGCAGUAUGUUGGCCGACAUCGAGCAGACGAGAUCCAUAAACCCAGCCAAAGCCAGUGAAAUUCAGGGGCUAUUAAAUUUUGCUGUAAGAUUCUACAUGGGCCGUGGACUCAAACACCUUGUUUCAGCAUUCAUGCCUUUCACCGAGGGUCAUAAAGCUGCGCAUGCGGAUGAACUGGUUGCUCUGUGCGCAUAUGCUAGGACCAUGUUGCAAAGCCAGCGACCUCGUGAACAUUCCCUUACCGUGACUACGCGGCCUGUCUUGAUUUUCACAGAUGGUGCAUAUGAAAACGGGGUCGCAACUGCUGGAGCGGUGGUGGUUGAUGGCCCCAUGAGAUUAGCUUACGUGAUCAGGGUCCCAGAAUCUUUGGUCAAACUUUGGACAAGGGUUGCAGGAGAACAGAUCAUUUCCCAAGUUGAGAUGUGGGCUCUUGUAUCAGUCCGAUGGUGCUUACGUAAACUUUUGCAUGGCCGUCGAGUCAUCGAGUGGAUUGACAAUGAAGCUGCGAGAGUUAGCGCCAUCAAAUCGAACAGCCCCUCCGUUUCAAUGAAAGUUUUAGCUCGCAUUCUGGCAGACUUGGAGAUUAAUUGGCCCAGCUUUUCCUGGACGGAACGCGUUUGCUCCUUCUCCAAUCCGGCAGACCUUCCAUCCCGUGGAAAAUUGGAAGUCGCACUAAGCCAAUACAACCUUGAUAACGGCGGAGUUCUAGAUGCUUCUGACCCCUUGGAACAACUGGUCCUUGAGUUGCAUCGAUCUCCAUACAAAGUUGCUCUUCAACACCUGGGGACACAAACUGAGCAACCAUGUGUCGACAACUCACAAAGUGAGAUUCACACACCAUAG